Molecule: messenger RNA, 2551 nt
Organism: Arabidopsis arenosa
Lineage: Eukaryota; Viridiplantae; Streptophyta; Magnoliopsida; Brassicales; Brassicaceae
Source: the annotation of a GenBank genome assembly
CAUAGAAACUUCUAGAGAUUUGAAAUUUUAUUCAGAGAAAAUCAAACAUUGAAAGGUCGUCAAAAAAAAAGGAUGGGAAACGCCAGGAAAGUGGAAGACGACGACAACAACAACUCUUCAUCAUCAUCAUCAUCGCUGUUAAUAGCAGCAACCAUGUGCAUAAUCGGAUUGCAAGUUCAUGUUCACGUCAAGGAUGGUUCCGUCUUUUCUGGGAUUUUCUUCACCGCUUCCGUCGACAACGGCUUUGGCAUUGUUUUGAAGAAUGCAAGAAUUACUAAGAAGGGGACAAGUAAAUCCAAUGUAGCAAGCGGGAGUGUGGUCGAUACACUUGUUAUUCUGUCUUCCAAUAUUGUUCAAAUUGUUGCGGAAGGAGUCUCGCUUCCAUCGAAUGUUAGAGCAUGCAAUAAUGAGGUCGGAUCAGCCACAGAAACAUUACCUUCUGAGCCUCGUUUAUAUGCUGCAAAUGUUUCCACUCAAGAAAGGGGAUAUAAUCAUAAGAGGCAGGCUGGAGCCAAGAUUUUGAAGCGUAGUGUACAAAUUCCAGACAUUCAUCAAGAGGAUAAUGUUGAUAUCCAAAGCUCAAGUUCUAGCUUGGAUAGCAUGUCCGAACGAGUUAAACCCAUAGAAGAAGAUAAGAUGAUGCCGGAACCUUUUAGUAAUGGUUUUCACGAUGCUUCUGAAAGGCCCUCUUCAACUGACAAUUCAUCAUCACAAAGUACAACUUUUGAUGACACCUCGGAAUUGUGUCGGGGUAGAAUGGCAUCUUCAACUGCAUCAGUACCUAUCCAGGCCGUCAAAAAGGCUAAGGAGUUCAAACUGAAUCCAGAGGCAAAGGUUUUCUCUCCUUCUUAUACAAAAAGGCUUUCACCGUCUCCUGUUGGUAUGCCUGAUGUUGCAAAUAUUGCUUAUAUACCAAGCAACACUCCCAUGCUACCAGUUCCUGAAGCUAUUUACCCAGGAGUUGGAAACAACCCUUAUGUGCCGCAAGCACCUCCACCUUCUAAGUUUGUACCAUAUGGUAAUUUGACUGCUGGACAUGCUGUCAGUGGAUUUCAAUUUCCUCAACACAUGAUUGGGCCUACUGUUAACAGGGCACAGCCUCAGAGAUUCACCACUCAGUACCAUUCUGUUCAAGCACCAAUGCUUGUAAAUCCAAGUCCUCAGGUGAUGGUUGCAAGAUCAGGGCAGCUUGUAUAUGUACAAUCAGUUUCUCAGGAUCUGAUUCAAGGAACACCGCCUCUGCCUCUCUCACCUAUCCUCUCCCGUCCUCUACCUACCGCACAACAUGUCCAAUACCUGAAGCAUCACGGUGUAGUAGCAGCUGGCCAGCCGCUGCAGCUAUGCGUCUCCCAACCGUUCACGACUGGUGGACCGCAACCUUAUGGCAUUCCCACCCAAUUCCCGGUUAUGCAGCAGCCUCCUUUUCCCACGAAUCAGCCAAUGACAGUUGCAGUUCCUAAUGGAAUGUCUCCAUUGAAAUCAAAACCUCCAUCUCUUGUGAGCUUAUGUCUUGGAGAUAUUGGGAAGCAUUUGGAGGAAAUGAUUCCUUGUUUAGCUGAAAUCUCUGUUAUAUUUCCUGCGGACAUCAAGAUGUCGAUUGCAGCAAUUGCUAGAAGAAGAAAGCUACUGGAUGAUGAUGUGAUUAUCUCUUUGGCUGACAGUUCCUGGGAAAUUCUAGACGUUAGCGGUUCAGAUGUUACGAAUUCUGGCUUAGCUAAAGUGGCGGAAAUGUGCAAAUCUCUCCGAGCUGUGGACAUUAGCCGGUGCAACAAAAUCUCAUCCAUGGGCGUCUUAGAGCUUGUACAACACUGCCGAUCUUUGGAGACUCUUAGAUGCGGAGGAUGCCCAAGCAGUGAGUCCACCGCACGCAGAUCUUUGAGUUUUUUUAAGCCAAACUUGAGUAAUGGUGAAGGAGAAACAUGGGAAGAAAUAGACACUUCAGAGAUUGGCCAUGGUGGUCAAUCAUUGCGUUGGCUUGUUUGGCCACGAAUUGAUAAGGAUUCAUUGGAGAUGUUAUCCUUGGAGUGUCCAAGAAUAGUGGUAAAUCCAAAACCAUCACUUGUCGCGUACAGAGCAGACGAGGUUCCUCGAGAAGCACUACCAGAUGUUGCAGUGGACGAACCAUUUGUCAAAGAUAUUGAUCCUAAGACGUGGGUUGUUACUGGAGUUGUGCAGAAGCCCACAUCUUUCCUGUUAUGCAAUGAACUGCCAAUAGCAGAGAAGUUCAGACUAGCAUUUGCAGAGAGAGAUGCAAGAUUGGCCCCUAAACGUGCAAAGAAUGCAAGGCAACGACAGCGUCGUGCUGAGAGGGAUUGGAUGAUGUCAAGCGACGAAGCCAGAGCAACGGUUUUGGCAUCAAAGGCCACCAGAUCUUUGCAUAAGAGUUAGCAAUAUGAAUUCUCUUCAUCAAAUGUAUGUCAAAGAAAAUAUAGGAGUAAGAUGAGUGGAUUUUCUAAGAAUGCAUGCCCCUUAUCUACUGUGGUCGAGUUGAAUCAGUUCACACUUCACAGCAGUUUUUGGGAGGAAAAGUGAAUAUAAAAGAACAUUGGCU